AUGUCUGCUAUCGUGUCCAAGGCCACCGGCCUCUUCAACAGUGCCGUCACCAAAUCCACCCAGCUCGCCAACUGCGCUGUUUACUGGGGUAAGGUUGGUGCCGAGGUCGGCAAGAUUGUCUACAAGAACGAAGGUCUUGCUCCACCAUCCCAGGCCCAGUUCAAGCAGGUUUACAGCAACUUUGUCAAGUUCUUGAAGACUCCUGCUGAGCAGAAGGCUGCUUUGGAGGCUGCCACCAAAUUCCAGCCAAACAAGCAGAACUUGUCCCAGUUGGGUAUUUACUCUGUUCACGUUUUGGCUUUCUUCUCUGUGGGCGAGAUCAUUGGCAGAAGAUCUUUGUUCGGCUACCCUGUUGCUCACGCUGAGCACCACUAG
Molecule: messenger RNA, 375 nt
Organism: Candidozyma haemuli
Lineage: Eukaryota; Fungi; Ascomycota; Pichiomycetes; Serinales; Metschnikowiaceae
Gene: ATP20
Product: F1F0 ATP synthase subunit g
Exons: 1
Coding region: 1-375 (124 amino acids)
Biological process (GO): proton motive force-driven ATP synthesis
Molecular function (GO): proton transmembrane transporter activity
Source: RefSeq, a predicted model, not a curated record